Messenger RNA from Lolium perenne, 814 nucleotides. RefSeq lists its product as uncharacterized. The record is from RefSeq and is a predicted model, not a curated record. NCBI's taxonomy places the organism in Eukaryota, Viridiplantae, Streptophyta, Magnoliopsida, Poales, Poaceae.
CUUGGGUUACAUUCCAUACCUGCCGACCUUACUAUAUUUCUCAAGACUCAACCCGCUGUGCGCAAGAGAUCGCAGGAAAAGAAAGAACUAGCUUGAUCGAGCUCGCUAACCAAAGAAGGAGAAAGGAAGCAGAGAGCUAGUCGGCAAGGUCUUCUGACUGAUGGGGAACUGCACGGCCUCGUCGCGGCACGCCGUCGAGUCAUGGGCGGACGACAGCGAGUGGGAGUGGGAGGAGGCGUCGUCAUCGUCGUCCGACAAGCAGCAGCACCACCACCACCGUGCGUCGGAGGAGGAGCACACAGAGGUGACGAUCAGGAUCACCAAGAGGCAGCUGCAUGAGCUGAUGGAGAGGAAGGCGUCCGGCGGCGGUGGCGGGAAGACCCAGCAACUACUGGAGGAUAUCAUGAACUCCGGGGAGGUGCACCACCAUGACCUGCACAAGGACGAGCACUGGCGGCCCGCCCUGCAGAGCAUCCCCGAGGCCGGCGAGUCGUCGUCGGCUGGUCCGUGCAUCUCGUGAGUCGUGACUAAAACCUGCCGGUGUGGCUGGCUGCGCUGCCGAGCUACAUGCGAACCAGAAGCCACGCUCUCUCAUUUUUCUCCUUGUUUCUCGGACCCUCUCGCUGUUGUUGCUUUCGUCCGUGUAUUUUCAUGUCGUUGAAUGUCAUCCAUGACGACCAUGUACAGAGAAUGUGGUUAGACAAUACGUAUAGAUUGCCAGGCUGACGUACGCAAAUACUUGUAGGGAGUUAAGUGUGAAUACCAAUCUCAUAACUCUUUUUCCAUUGAAUUGUCAUUCGGUUAUCUUGUUUCA